AUGGCUCCUUCCCUGCGUGGAAGUUCGCAUCGGGUCAGCAAACGACAAACCACCGUCAACAACCACUCAAAGAUCUCCAAAGCCUCAAAGGCCGCUAAACUCCCCAUCGCGCUGAAGUCGAAACUUGAGGAAGUGGUUCUAGGGCCUGUAGUCCCUACCAAGAAGAGUGUCAAGCAUGUCUCAAAGCGCAAACGAGAUGCUGUGCAGGAUGACAGUGAAAGCGAGCCGGGUAGUGUCUAUGUCACCCAGAUCACAGCAAAAAAGCCCAAGUUGCAACUACCGACCCCUCCUUCCAGCAAGCGCGAAAACGAAAAGGAUUCCGUCGAUAUGGAGUUCUCGCCAACGAUGACCUUUCGGCAACUUACUCUAGACACCGACGAUGUCGAGCCAGCUCCGCAGGCGCUUCCUCCAGUCUUGCAGGACUUCGUAUCCCUGCAUGCGGCCUUCCUUAAGGCGUUUACGCUACACAUUGUCCAUAACGGUCAAUCCACUCCGGCAGAUUUGGGCAGCCUGCUGAACUCUGUCACGCGGCUCUGGAAAAAACACACUGUGGCCAGGGAAGAUAUUCAACGGAUGUUGGCCAUCUACGAGUUGGACGUUGCAACGCACUUUAGUGGUCGCCUCCUCACACAUCAAGAGGGGCCCUUCAAACUCACAAUGACGGGCGCUGAUUUCGUCCGUUACAACGUCGAGUACGUUGGUGCGGGAGGCAAGAGACCUGCGAACCCCAGGUGGGAUGAAUGUGGCCUGCAAAGGCUUUACGAAGCCGAAAUCGAGGCGUGCUGGAUAUCUCAGCGGAAUAACUCUGCCUGUUGGGUCCAUGGUGCGAUCCGGAACUUUCCUCGUUUGAACUUUGACGUGGGCAUGGAGACCCAAGUGCGGAAAGCCAAAGCUGAGACGGCCCGAAGAGAGAUCCUAGGGUUAUCGUCCGAAGCACAAAACCGUGCGGGAGCUCAGUUCUCGAUGCACACGAGCAACAACUCCGAGAGCAACGAGGCCAACACCCCACGGAUUGUGAAAGAUCGGACACUAUCCCUCUUAGAUCGGGUUAGAGCCAAGGCACUUGUCAAUUCUACCAUGACGGCUCAGAGUGCAGAAGCCACUCUUCGUCGCUACGCCGUCGGCCGCAUUGCAGAGGUGGUGGAGAUCCUCCGAAUGAGGCAACAACGGAAACUGAGUUCCAAUUUCGUGUCUUGCAUUCAUUCGAGCCCGAGCAAGGUUCGAGGCAAGGUGUCGUUUAGCAUGCACCAGCUGAUCAACGACAUCAAAAGCAGCCUGGCUGUCCCGAUCGGGGAUGCAGAGGUCAGAAUGUGUAUUCAUAUACUUCAGGAUGAAGUCCCAGGAAUGUGGGUGUCUGUCUAUACUGUCGGAACAGUUGAAAGUGUUAUUCUCAAUGGACCAGGACUGAGCGGCGCCGAGGUGAAGAAGAUCAUUGACGAGAAAGAGGGGACGAGGUGA
This is a messenger RNA of Fonsecaea multimorphosa CBS 102226, 1458 nucleotides long. RefSeq lists its product as uncharacterized. The transcript is spliced from 2 exons. The record is from RefSeq and is a predicted model, not a curated record. Lineage: Eukaryota; Fungi; Ascomycota; Eurotiomycetes; Chaetothyriales; Herpotrichiellaceae. The coding region runs from base 1 to 1458 and encodes 485 amino acids.